AUGAUCUUGGUCUCUUCCAUGAAUGGCAAGAAUCUCGAAGCUUUCGAAGCACUCAAAUCCAACGACAUUGUUUUUGAAAUGGUCGAAGUCGGACAAUCCUUGCGGUACCACCCCAACUCGGGUGGACACCAUGUUUUCGAUCUGAACCUAGCUCUGAUUAUUGUUUCGACAUUGUUGGUCUCUCUCCGUCUGCUCACACGGAAGAUUAUAGCCUUGUGUGUCACGCUCUCGGCCCUUGAGAUGGACACGACCAACUAUGGCACCGGAGCUCAGAUCGAAGAUGUUCCCCGACCGACGCUGCUUCAGUUCUUCAAGGUCAGCUGA
Colletotrichum fioriniae is the source of this 324-nucleotide messenger RNA. NCBI's taxonomy places the organism in Eukaryota, Fungi, Ascomycota, Sordariomycetes, Glomerellales, Glomerellaceae. The record is from RefSeq and is a predicted model, not a curated record.